AUGCCUACCCGUUUGUCGAAGACCCGCAAGCACCGCGGCCACGUUUCCGCCGGUAAGGGACGUGUCGGAAAGCACCGCAAGCAUCCCGGUGGUCGUGGUCUUGCCGGUGGUCAACACCACCACCGUACCAACAUGGACAAGUACCAUCCCGGUUACUUCGGUAAGGUUGGUAUGCGAUACUUCCACAAGCAGCCCAACCACUUCUGGAAGCCCAUCAUCAACCUCGACAAGCUGUGGUCUCUCGUUCCCCAAGAGACUCGUGACGCCUACGUCUCCGGCGAGAAGAAGGACACCGUCCCCGUCCUCGACCUCCUCCCCCUUGGUUACUCCAAGGUUCUCGGCAAGGGCCGUCUCCCCGAGAUCCCUCUUGUCGUCCGCGCCCGUUGGGUCAGCCGCCUCGCUGAGGAGAAGAUCAAGCAGGCUGGUGGUGUCGUUGAGCUUGUCGCUUAA
Molecule: messenger RNA, 450 nt
Organism: Fusarium sp. VM40
Lineage: Eukaryota; Fungi; Ascomycota; Sordariomycetes; Hypocreales; Nectriaceae
Source: the annotation of a GenBank genome assembly